This is a messenger RNA of Nipponia nippon (crested ibis), 546 nucleotides long. It is a transcript of the gene CD3E, whose product is annotated as CD3 epsilon subunit of T-cell receptor complex. Gene Ontology annotation, cellular component: external side of plasma membrane; alpha-beta T cell receptor complex; membrane. NCBI's taxonomy places the organism in Eukaryota, Metazoa, Chordata, Aves, Pelecaniformes, Threskiornithidae. The record is from RefSeq and is a predicted model, not a curated record. Gene Ontology annotation, biological process: cell surface receptor signaling pathway; positive thymic T cell selection. Gene Ontology annotation, molecular function: transmembrane signaling receptor activity.
AUGAGGUUGGAGCGGUCCCUGCCUUUCCUGGGGCUCCUGCUGUGCGUGGUUGGCACCACAGCUCAGCAGGACGAUACCGAAGCACAGGCGGAAUUCCUGGUGGAGAUUUCCGGAACCACAGUGACAAUCACGUGUCCCGUGACCGAAGGCAGCAUAGAGUGGGGCAUAGCUGGGACAAAAGUGGAAACCAGCGGGGAGAAGUACGUUAUAGAGAACCACGACAGCGCUCCUGCCAACGUGAGUUGUUCGGCCGGCGGCAAGACGUAUGACAUGUACCUGAACGCCAGAGUGUGCACAAACUGUGAGGAGCUGGAUGCCUUGGCAGUGACAGGGAUCAUCACCGCCGAUCUUCUCAUCACCUUCGGGGUGCUGAUUCUCGUCUAUUACUUCAGCAAGGACAGGAAGGGGAGAGCGGGCGCUAGCGCUGGCGGUCGGCCACGAGGUCAGAAGAUGCAGCGUCCGCCCCCCGUUCCAAACCCCGACUACGAGCCCAUCCGGAAAGGCCAGCGGGAAGUCUAUGCUGGCCUGGAAUCCAGGGGCUUCUGA